AUGAGUUCAAUUACAACGGAAGAAACGAAAAUAGGAAAAGCAAGCAGAAAUACGUUCCGCUUGGGGUCACCACAGGAAAUAGACCAGUUUUCGCAGGAGUACGACAUAGUUAGAAAGCUGCACGUGCCAGCAGAGAUGCCAAACACGAUAAAAGCAAAGGAAAUACUGUAUGCAGCAGCCAAGAUGAAAAAGAUCCCCGUGAUAGAGAUAGAUGCAGAGGACAUACAGGACACAGCCUCUCUCGUUGAGCAGGUGCACAUUGAGGAGAAGAAUAUAGUAAGAAGAGAAGGUGCGCUCGUUAGGGCAAUGCGCAAUGGGUACUGGCUGAUUGUCAACUCAAAGGAGAAAGAGAACCCAAUUACAAACUACAUCAUCUCAGAGUAUGCAAAUAUCCCAGGGACAGAAGAGACUCCAAACGAGUCCUUUCAACUGUUUAUUUUCUCAAAGGAUUACUCAGCAGACUCAAACAGAGGGCUAGCGUAUCUCAUGCAGAUGAGAAGGGAAGAGAGCGCAGAGAACAAAGAAAAAACAAAAGACCAAAGAAGAGCAUUAUUGCAGAAGGAAGACUAUAAUGCACUACUAGCAAGAAAGAUAGCCCAGAUACUUACACAGGGCGAGGCCCCAGACGAGGCAGUGAUGAGCACUGCUGCAACAGUCCUUCUGGCAAUAAAGAAGUACGCAGAUGCAUACGAGAUUGAGUGCGUGGGUAGAGAGGUGGAAGAGAGAACAAAAAUAUACUACCACCUGCAGAUGAUACUAGACAGAAUGUGCGUGUGUAAUAUUGUAGCACCAGAGAAGGGCGCACUAGAGGCACGUACGCAGCUGUACAGAAUACUCAGUGAUGUUCUCCUCUCAGGCCUCUCCCCAAAGGAGAGAGACGAGAAAGAGAUUUCUCUGCAGAGCAUGAUGUGCGUAAGAGGAGAAGACAUAGAGGCUCUUUGGAGCAGUGCAGCGUAUGAGGCAACAAAGUGCCUGCAGGAAGAGACGGAGUACGUGCUUACAGUGCCUGCAAUCCGCCUUAUUCUGUACGUGGUUGAAGGUCUUUCUGUUGCAAACUCAUUUCUGCUAAUUGGAGAGACAGGAACAGGAAAGACAACAACUGUCCAGAAGAUAUUUGAAAAAAGAAAGACCCUUCUGACAGGCAGAUACAAAGAUGCAAGGAAGAUGCUGUGUGUGAACCUGUCAAAGGACACAGAUAUCACAGACCUACUGGGAUCGUACCAGUUUGCUACGUCAGAGCAACUGAUUCUCCACAUCAACGAUAUCGUACAAGGAUACUUCGAAGUAUUUUUCAAUGAAGAGAAAAAUGACGCAUUCUUAAGGGAGGUUGACAAGGCAGCAGAAGACAGAAGGGUAGAUGUGAUCAUUGACACAGCAGAAGACCUUCUUGCAAAGUUCAGUGAGAAAAGUGCAAAGGAGCCGUCUCAGAAGAAGGAAACAGCAAUUGCAAAGCUGGCACAGGCCCUCAGUCUUCUCAAGAAGAUUGAAGAUGGCGCACAGAAUGUGUGCAUAUUUGUAGAGGGGCCCUUAGUGCGUGCUGCACUGUACGGAUACUGGAUACUCCUGGAUGAGAGUAAUCUGGCACCAAAUUCCACCCUCCGGUACAUUAACACAGCAAUCCAGAGGAGACAGCUGUCAAUCAUAGAGGAAAGCGGGGCGAUCAUCCCAAUGAGCAGCAGAACCGUCAUAUUCCAGUGCAUCAACCCAGGAGAUGACCACGGAAAGAAAAACAUUGAGAUGGACAGAACCCUCUACCACUGGAUGGACGAAAUUGACAGAUACCCAGGGGACGUGCUGGCUGUAGCACAGGGCUACGGAAAGAACCAUGACCAGGAAGAGAUAAAGAAUAUCGUGCAGUUCUACACGGAGAUUAAGCGUAUUGCAGAGACACACGGUUUGCGCACUGGAAGCAACAGACCCGCCCUGUUUGGAAUCAGAAACCUGAUACGAACCCUGAAAAUGCGGAAUAUUCCCGUUGUAGAGGCAAUUCAGGUGAACUUUUUGACACAGCUCUGCAUAAAGCACAAAGUCCUUGGAAGAAAGCUGCUCCAGACAAUAUUCAAGGAAGAGAAGAGAGAAGUGCACAGGCUCCCAUCAACAGAGAACUACGUUGUCACACCACAGGCCCAGGAGUACAUCCGUGAAAUAGAGUCUGCUAUUUCCACAGGCACAGCUGUUCUUCUGGAGGGAACUACCUCUGUAGGAAAAACCUCCCUGAUAAAGUACAUUGCACAAAGCAGAGGCAAACAGAUUGUCCGAAUAAAUAAUCACGAGCACACAGAUAUCACAGAAUAUCUGGGAACAUUCGGCGUCUCACACACUAAUCCCACAGAGACAGAGACACAAAUAGAAGAGGACCCGGCUGUAAAAAGAAGGUGCAAAGGAGCAGAGUGCAAGGAGAGUAGAAAUGCCUCGGAAUUCGUCUAUAAAGAAGGUGCUCUUAUAAAAGCAGUCAGAGAAGGUCACUGGAUCCUUUUGGAUGAACUUAAUCUCGCACCCACUGAAGUGCUUGAGUCCCUUAACAGACUUCUUGACAGCAACAGAGAACUUUUCAUCCCAGCCACUCAGGAGAUUGUCAAGGCGCACCCAGAAUUUGCACUUUUUGCAACACAGAACCCAUCAGAGUCAACUGACUACAGGAACAGAAAGCACCUUAGCAAAGCAUUCAGAAACAGAUUCAUUGAGAUAUAUGUUGAAGAAAAGACAAGAGAGGAACUUGAAAUUCUUCUGCACGGAAUGCGCACAGGAAAGGUCUUUGCAAAAGUGCUACUUGACAUAUACGAAGAACUCAGGAUUCUCACGUGCAACAGAUCACACGAGUACAUUACACUCCGUGAGCUCAUGAAGAUUCUCCAAAGAUUCACACAGGACGUACAGGCCCCAUUCAUUGACACGCAGGCGAAGCAGGAAGACAGACUCUUCUACUACACCAUGCUGAUUCUCACAGAGAAAAUUCGUAACCCAGAGGAAAAGCAGAAGAUAGAAAAUAUCGUGUGCAAACACUUCACCAAGGUCUUCAAAAUACCCUGCACCACAAAGGCAUACAUCGAUGCAAUCUCAUUCCCCUUGGAGGAGGACGAGUACUCGCCCCUUCUUACACCAGGAGUCAUUCGCACACUCAGAAAGAUCGAGGCAGGAUGGGUCGCAAGUGAAAAUAUCCUUCUUGUUGGGGCACCAGGCAUUGGAAAGACCUACCUCUCUGAAUACAUCUCUCGAAGAAUGCAGACACCCAGCACCGUCCUUGGAAUGCACGCAGGAAUUGAACUGUCCGACUUUAUAGGCGGAUACAGAGAGACAGCAGCCCGGGACACAGAAGAAGAAAGACCUUUGUCCAGCCAAGCACUAGAAAGUACGCCCAGAUUCAUCUGGAAGGACGGCCCUUUGCUUGAUGCAAUGAAGAGCGGGACUGCACUGAUUAUUGACGAAAUCAACUUGGUGCCAGACUCCGUGCUUGAGUCGCUUAAUGAACUCUUUGAUGACAGGACUCUGCGAAUACACGAGACCAGCCAGCACAUCACAGCACAGCCAGGGUUUAGGAUCAUCGGAACCAUGAACCCAGGAGAUGACUACGGAAAGAGAGAGGUAGGGAAGAGUAUAUCCACUAGGUUCACAACCAUAUACGUGGACAGACUUGAAAACAAUGAAGAAGCCGUUAAAUAUUUCCUGUUCUACGCUGAAAAGUACGGCCUGUUUGAUGCACACGACAGAAGCGAGUUGUACAGGGCAAUUCACACGGCCCUGGCAAAGACACAAAUCCAAGUGGAGAGUGCCCGUGAGGCAGAAGUACUUGCCAGAUACGCUGCAAACUACCCAUCAGACACAAAUAUCCCAAAGAACCUGGCUACAAUAUUCAUAGAAGGCAUAGAACUAGUCAGGCAGAUGCCAGUCCAGAAUAUUGGGACAUUGAUAGACACAGAUGAACUAUUCGGCAUACACCCAUUUGUCCUGCAGAAGACACACGCUCAAACAAAAGCACAGAACUCUUCUUACACAUUCUCGCCACCAACCGUCAGAGAGACCCUGUACCGCAUACUGCAGUCACUGUUCUGCAGAUUCAAUUUGCUGCUGGAGGGACCACCAGGCACUGGAAAGACAAAAAUCAUUGAGGAAGUGGGCAGGCGCAUGGGGAAGAGAGUGACCCGAGUGAAUCUGAGUAACGAAACAGAGAUGGCUGAUUUAACAGGAAGGAAUACCCCCACAGAUAAAGGGAUUGUCUUCAUUGAAGGCGAGUUCAUUCGGGCUAUCACCCGGGGAGACUGGAUUAUUGUCGAUGAAAUAAACCUGGCCACACAAAGUGUGCUGGAGGGCCUGAAUGGCUGUCUGGAUUACAGAAGGCGCAUAUUUGUGCCUGAGAUAGGCUCUGUCUCUUUGCACCCAGAGACAGUCAUCUUCGGGACAAUGAACCCAAAGACAUCCAGGACAGACGGAAGAAAACUCCUUCCAAAGUCAUUCCUCAGUAGAUUUGUGCGAAUCCACAGGGGCGCAUUCUCAGAAGAUGAUCUUCGGAUUAUUCUGCUGCAGGCCCCUACGCCGCACUCCAGUGACCCAGGCGCAGUCCACACUCUUGUCGAUCAGAUACUCAAAAGCAAAAAGUCAUACGAUCUUAACCUGCGAGACUGCUUGCGGCACAUGGCCAUUGGCUCACCGCAUCUCAUCCCGUACACGCAAAGAGAAAGUGCAGAUGCAAAGAAGAAUGAACAGGCUGCAUCCCAGGACAUUCUCGAAUAUUCUGGCACACACCUGCCCAUUCUCAAGGUAGACAAGGAAGAAGAGAAGCACAGUGCAUAUCCCAUACAGAGAGAGUCAGCACCAAAAACCCAUCAGAUGCAAAUUUCACCCGUCCUGUUCUACAGAGGCACAGAAGAGGGGCUUUUCAUUGGAAAGGCAUUCCUGCAGUGCGACUUGUCACAAGACCAGGACUACGUCAUUGCACAUGGGAAUGUGCCUGCCCUGGAAGCACUUGUCCAUGGAAUAAACCACGCAUGGCCGUGUAUCAUUAGGGGCCCAGCAGGAAAGGGCAGGCUUGCACGCUUUGCAGCUGCAGUCACCAGGCGCAGCAUAUGCACAGUUUCCUGCCACAAGGACAUGGAGCCAUCUGACUUCCUUGGGAGGUACGUUAAGUCUGAUCAGGAGAAGGAGCAGGGCAUGCCCUUUGCCUGGGAGGACUCUUCCUUCAUAAAAGCCGUUGAGGCAGGCGCAGUCAUUCUCCUGAAGAAUAUUAAUCUUGUGAAAAAUGACGUGGUAGAUAGGCUGAACAGUCUGUUUGAGAUUGGAGGGGGCCUGGAGAUCCACGAGAAGGGAGGGAGUGAGACCAGGCGUGUAAUCACACACCCAGAGACUCGCUUUAUUUUCACACUCGCAGAAAGUGCAAAAGAUCUUUCUCCUGCACUCAUUAACAGAUCUAUACAAGUGAACCUGUCUGAGUGCUUCUCUUCCAUUGACAUAGCAAAGAUGCUGUGCAUUCCAGCAGCAAAGAAUGCAAUGCCCUUUACAACGGCAACUCGGCACAGAAUUCCUUCAGGCUUACUGCACACGCACAUCAGGGCGCGCAGAAUAAUUGCGUACAACACAGUCUCUGGCACUGGCCUUAGACCACUCCUCCGGGCACCUGCAGAUUUGCAAGAUUUAGGGCGAGAGUGCCCUGUGAGAAAUUUCACCCUAGAAGAAGAUAUUCUUGCGCACUUAAGAACUCUAGCACAGAGUGAUCUGGAGAAGGAGGUCCUUGACCUUUUGGCUGCAGGCAGAAUUGACGAGUCAAUUAGUGAGUUAGUCCAAAGACUCUCUGAGCAUGCAAUUGAGCCAGAGUACAGGGCAGUCUACAGAAACACAGAACUGUACACGGAACUCAAGAAGAAGUAUACAAUCUGUGCUGAGUUUGCAGCAAAGAGUGCAGCUGAAGAAGGAUCUAGUAUUAAGCCAGUCGAUAGAUCUGCAGGAGAAAUGAAAGACCCUCAGGACGUACUGAACUCUUUGCUCUCCCUUCAGGAUAAACUGGCGACAGGAAAGAGUGCCCUUAAAGCAUACUUUGAGGCAAUGGACCUGCCCUUCCUGCACAGGAAAGACGUCUCUAUACGCAUGGCCAGGAUAAAGCUAAUUGAAGCAGCGUACGGUCCGUCUGGUGCCUUGGCUUCUUUUAACUCACUCAAGAACCUUCCGAUUAUUCUGGAAAUAGCACGCGCACUAGACGCCCUGUCAGGCAAUUUGGAGAAAGAUAUUGCAGACCUGGAGACAGCACCGCCUGCAUACGAUGCACUGACUGAGCUGCUUGCAGCUUGCUUGAAGUACGAAAUUGACCCAUUAAUAUUCCUGGAGAUUGAGAAGAUUGAAGAGCAAAGUAAAUUGCGCGUAGAGAGUGCAGUGCGGCAGAUGAAAAAGAACUACUAUAUGUACAAGUACGGAGUGCGCCUAUUAUAUCCACCAGCACAGAUAGUAAGAGGACUGGAAGACCUGCGGGCAAAGAGAAAAGAGAGAAAUUUCAAGAAGUUUGCAUACUACUUGCAAGGCGUUGUUAAAGAUGCACAGCACGCAGAGUAUCCUGAAUCACUUGCCUUCUCCCUGAUACGCAGAGAUAUGUCAAAAUACUCUGACUUGUGGGAGUGCUUCUCUUACGCACUUCUGAAGAGCGGAAUAGAAAGAAUAUCUGCCAAGAAGCAAAGUGUACUCGUAUCUGAAAUAGGCUUGGCUGCACUGCAGGCAUGCGAUGGAACUACUUCGCCAAAGGACGGGCUUGCCAGGAUAUGCAAGUCCAUGACGCAAAGCGGAUCUUCAUUCUUGGCACUUGUGCCUCUGCACUCAAAGGCAGCACAGAUUCUGUGGCGAAUGUUCUCUUGCGAUUUAGUGAAUCCUGCAGAAAUAUUCACUCUAUGCGGAUCUCUUCUAUGCGAAACUACCUUCUCAAAGCACUCACCAGAUGCAUUCAUUGAAGGAAAGGAGAGAUAUUCUGUAUCAGCAGCAUCUGAUGGAAUAAUUUCAUCGUAUGCAAUGCUAGAGCACAGAGGCCUAGAUUUGUCUCUGGGUGAACAGAAGGCAGAUUACAAAGUCUCAGUGCAUCCACGGAUUGUUGAGCAGAUAGACCAGACGCACCUUGAGAUAAAGAAUGCGAAAAACCUCACAGGAAGAAUGAAAUAUGACUGGGGAGAGGAUGACGGUGCAAAACAGCUCCUUCUGGAGCACGUUCUGGAGAUUAAGUCUAUGCCCGUGGGUGUACCAGCACAGAAUGUCGCACUUGAACUGGACCGCCUGAAUGAAAGGGCAAUCCACAUAAACCUUCUGAGUACGCCCUUGAAUACAGCUAGACACGCAAUCUACAAGGAAUAUGCAAACCCAGAGUCAUAUAACCCAAAGAAGUACACGGAAAUACACGGAGGCUGGCUGCUGCACCUGUUCAGUGCACUCUCUCUUGAUUCUUCUAAGAAGCUUGCAUCCAGUGAGAAUGUGCUGUACGCAAUUGAAGAAUUCUUGCUACAGUCGACUGUAGGGGACAUGGAAAAAAGAAUUGAAAUCAUCAGGCAAAUGUCUGUCUCUGGAGGCCGCUAUGAAAUUAAUAAUAUUCUUGUAUAUUUCCUUCCGUACCUGGAGACUGUCAGAAGAAAAAAGGAGAAAAUUAGUGAGACAGUGAAGGAAGCCAUAAAAGAGGUGGAAACAGCUCUUGCAAUUAAGGUGAGAACAGAUGGUGCCAUAGUGCCAGUCAGAGAAAAGUCGAUCCUUAUUAAGGCAAAUGCCAUAAGAGAAGGUCUUGAGAACUUGCUGGCUCCAAUUGUCUCAGUGAUAAAGCCGCAGUUAUUCUACAGGACAGUCUCCCUUGCAUGCAUCUGUGACAAAGAAGAGUGUUACGUCUGCAUGGCGAAGGAGGUGGGAAGACAAAAAAGUCUCUUGGAAAAGGAAAGCAUGAGUGUGAAGCUUAGGUCUUUGUAUCUUCUCUUUGAAAGGCUCUCUGUCAUGAUGCCUGCUGGGAUCUCCAGGAUAGGAAUUAUUGGGGCAGGUGACUUCUACAAGCAUGAAUACACCGGGGAGGAAGAUGAACACAUUGUUCUUGCAAAGAUCGUGCACAGUGGAAUUGCUGUUUUAAAGGCAGAUCCUGUCAUUAACUUCCAGAUUGCCACAAGAAUCUCAGACACUUCGAUUAAGCUGCUGAACUACGCCAUGCAGGCCUCGCCUGAAGAGUGCAGGCUGAUAAUUGUCUCGCUUGGACUGUUCUUUGAGCUCAUGACCUUCGGGUUCUGUGGGGAUGACGACCAGGAAGAUGGACUGGAUGGCCUUAUUGAUGAGCUGGAAGAUGCUGGCAUGCGCCUGGGUGAAGGUGAGAAGAAUAUCUCUGAGAAGCUCAAAAAGGAAGAAGAGAUUGGCGAUGACUACAAAGAUGAAAAAGACAUGCAGAGCGAUGAAAUUGAUGAAGAGGAUGGGGUAGACUGCGAGAAUGCAGGUGAAGUCCAGAACACAGCAGGAGCUGAAGAUAAGCCAGACAUUGAAGUUGACAACGGAUCUGUCUCUGAAAACGAGGAAGAAUUUAACCAGAAGAACAAAGAGGCACCGGCAGAUAAAAACGAUGAAGGCGCAGAGGAAGACCCGGAGGCAGAAGAAAAGAAUGAAGAGGAAGGCAGCAAUGCAACAGAAGGAGACGAAAAGAACGAGCAGCCAGAAGAAAUUCACAUAGAUGAAAAUCAAGAAGAAGAUGCAGAGUCCCUGAACAUACAGGACAUGGAGAUGUGCGAUGAAGAAGGAGGAGAAUUCAAUAAGGAAGAUCUGGAAGAAGUAGAAGAUGGAUGUUCGCUUGAAGAAGAGUCCCUGGAAGGAAUUGACCUGGAAACAGGAGAUGAAGAAAGCAGUGAGAAUGUCUCAAUAGAGAAGUACGAAAGCGAAGAGUACCAGGAUAAUAUCAGGCAGUAUGAGAUUGCAGAGAUAGAAGCCAACCCAGAGCAGCUAUUCAAAGAGGAUGAAAAUGAAGACCAAGAAAGAAUUGGGCACGAAGAAGGCGAAGGAGCAGAAAGGGAAAUAGCCGUUGAUAAGGGCGAAGAGAUGAAUGAAGAUGCAGAAGACGUAGAUGCAGAAGAAGCAUAUACAGGAGAGUACCGGGAAACACCUCAAACAGAAGCACCUCAGAAGGCGCCCUUUGAAAAGCCAAAUUUGAAGUCUCUUGAUCCCCUUGCGUACUACGAAGAGAUCAAGCACAUCACAAACCCAGAGCUAACAAAGCAGCUGAGUGUGGUCCUGGAGGAAAAUGAGAAAUCCGCAUACGAAGGAGACUACGCAAGUGGAAGAAGACUGAACAUGAAGAGAAUUAUCUCGUACAUCGCAAGUGACGGGCAGAAGAACAGAAUCUGGAUGCGAAAGAGCAAGAACCAAGGACGCGAGUAUCUGAUAAGAAUAUUCGUUGAUAACAGUGGGAGCAUAAAAAACUCCAGUAUUGUCGAUGCACUGAUCAGAAGUCUAACAAGCAUCACUAACUCACUCGAUCUUCUGGGUGUGCCCUUUGAGCUGCACACUUUCAGCUCGACUGUCCACCAGCACCAAGACAUGCGCCGUCUCCUGGAAGGCCUUACCUUCAACGACAAAGAGACACGCAUAUCCUGGGUAUUUAAUGACGAGUACAAAUACGGGUAUAAUGUGCUAAUAAGUGAUGGUCUCUUUUAUGAUGGGUCUUUGUCACAGGGAAUGCUCUCGAAUACACUGCUGCUAAUUGUAGGCAGUGGGGCAAUGAUCAAAGAAAUGCGAACUGUCAAGUCUGUAAUUGGGGAGGUUGUCAUUGGAAAAUAUCUAGAGACACUUGCCAUACCGUACUGCAUUGUGGAUGACGAUAACCUUUUGGAAGUUGUUUUCUGCAGGGAGCUAAAGAAUAUUCUUCAGCUGGCAAAGCGGUCUGAGAACUAG
Messenger RNA from Nematocida ausubeli, 9867 nucleotides. RefSeq lists its product as uncharacterized. Lineage: Eukaryota; Fungi; Microsporidia. The coding region runs from base 1 to 9867 and encodes 3288 amino acids. Gene Ontology annotation, molecular function: ATP hydrolysis activity; ATP binding. The transcript has a single exon. Gene Ontology annotation, biological process: ribosomal large subunit assembly; rRNA processing. Gene Ontology annotation, cellular component: preribosome, large subunit precursor. The record is from RefSeq and is a predicted model, not a curated record.